Messenger RNA from Drosophila suzukii, 1526 nucleotides. RefSeq names its product WD repeat domain 92 (gene Wdr92). Lineage: Eukaryota; Metazoa; Arthropoda; Insecta; Diptera; Drosophilidae. Gene Ontology annotation, molecular function: ubiquitin binding. The record is from RefSeq and is a predicted model, not a curated record.
ACACUGAGAAAGAAGAAGAAGGUAGCUAUGACAACAAAACAAGUUGUUUCCGAUAAAUCCUUCACUUUUCACCGGCCGCAUUGCGAGUAUUAGCAUACAAUAGUGUCAGACAAAUAAGAUCCUCGGAAUGGACAAGCCCCAGCUGAUCGAGCACCUCCACGAGGCUGUCAACUACACAGUGUACGACACCAAAUGGGUGCCUCUUUCCGCCAAGUUUGUGGUGCUCGGCUCCAAGGCCAACGGGCAUGGAAUCAUGGACAUCUACGAACUCAACCAGGACAAGCUGGUGAAGGUUAAGUCCGUGGAGAAGAAGGUGGCUUUCAAGUGUGGCACCUUCGGGGCAGCUUCGCUGAGAAAUCGCCACAUGGCCAUCGGGGAUUUCGAGGGCAGGCUGCAAGUUUUGGACAUGGAGCAACCAGAUCUGCCGGUCUACAAUGUGAAGGCCCACAGUGGCAUCAUCAACACCAUCGACGCAAUUGGUGGAACUCAGAUCGAUUGUGGAGCCCCGGAAAUCGUUACUGGCAGUCGGGAUGGCGCCGUAAAGGUCUGGGACAUCCGCCAGGGGCAGGCUCCUGUGGUGGACAUGUCGCCGCCCCCGCAAAUGGGAGAUGGCGUUAACCAGAGUAGUGCUCGCCGGGACUGCUGGGCCGUGGCCUUCGGAAAUACCUACAAUGCCGAGGAGCGCAUCGUUGCUGCUGGUUAUGACAACGGAGACCUGAAGAUAUUCGAUCUACGUUCCCUUUCCGUGCGCUGGGAGGCCACCAUGAAGAAUGGAAUUUGCGGCUUAGAGUUCGAUCGCCGGGACAUUCCUAUGAACAAGCUGGCUGUGACCACUUUGGAGGGCGGACUCCUCGUCUACGACAUGAGAACCCAGCACCCGACCAAGGGAUUUAGCUAUGUGGAGGAGCGCAACGCUGGACGGAGCGUAGGCACAAAUGGCGUGAUCAGCGGACCAAAAGCCACUGUGUGGAUUGUGCGUCAUUUGCCCCAAAACAGGGAUAUCUUUCUCACGGGCGGCGGAACUGGCUCGAUCCGCCUGUGGAAGUACGAGUAUCCCGACAGGAGGGUCGUUGAUGAUUCGGAUGGAAACAAGCUGGGAGUGGCCGGAGCGCUGAACAUGGUCAGUGCAGCUACUUUGAGCAGUCAACCGGUUCACUGCUUCGACUGGCAUCCGGAUAAACUGGGCCUGGCCGUCUGUGGAGCCUUUGAUCAGAGUGUUCGCGUUUUGAUCACCACCAAAUUGAACACUUAUUAACUGAAAAUCUAAAAGAAGAAACCAAGAAACGCCUCAUACAUGUGAUAUGGGAUCAUGGGUAAAAGCUUAGGUUUAUAUUUUUAUGAAUAUCAUAGAGAAUUUUAUUGCAUCCUUUGCGAAUGUAUAAACUCCAACAGAAUGUCCUCAAUGCUUCAACGCUAUUUAUUCACAUAAACAGCUUGACCUGAAUUAAAUUACAAAUCAAAACUAGCACAUACAAAUAUAGGUAGACUUCAAAAUGAACACAAUAAAUGUCCUUUAUCAAAUAAAA